AUUUUGGACGACGGGACACUGGGCAAAAUGGACCGAGUCGUGCUCACGGACGAGUACUCGCACUACCAAGACUUGACGGUCACCAUCGAGACGCGUGGACCGCGCUGGCGCCGCCGGUUUGCCACGCGCCAGCAGCGCAAGUACGACGCCCAAGUGUGUACGAAUGGCCUUCUGCGCGCGGUCCACGACUUUCUCCAAGAGCACUCGCCUCACGAGCCACUUCUCGCGGCGACGUUGGCGCGCUGGCAGCGCGAUGUGCGCGGCCGUGUCGGCGACCUCGAGCUGCGGCCCCGCCGAUCUUUCUUUCAUUUUGGAGAGGAGUUGCUUGGUGGCAUCAAGACAAGUCAUGUGUAG
Messenger RNA from Saprolegnia diclina VS20, 354 nucleotides. RefSeq lists its product as hypothetical. The transcript has 2 exons. The record is from RefSeq and is a predicted model, not a curated record. Lineage: Eukaryota; Oomycota; Saprolegniomycetes; Saprolegniales; Saprolegniaceae. The coding region runs from base 28 to 354 and encodes 108 amino acids.